CUUCCCGAAGCACAGUGAGAGAGAGAGAGUGAGAGUGAAGGGACUGAAGAAGAAUCCGAAGAAGAAAUGGAGGAAGUUAACGGAGAGGAAUUGUUGAACGAAGAGACGGCGCCUCCUGUGAAGGCGGGGAAGAAUUGUGGAAGUCAACGGCUUCCAGAGAUUGAUAUGGAGAAUCUACGAGAGGAGGAGACUCUGUACGGUGUUCUCCGUCGUUUCUUUGCGGUGAUCUUCUUUACUGAUCGAAACAGCUCUUCUCUUCUUGAAAGGACUAAAGCUUCGGUCUCUCAAAAUGCUCCUCUGCUGCGUGAAGGUUUCAAGAAUACGAGCCGAGAUCUUCUUCUAUGGAGUCGCCGAGGCAGCCCUCUUCGUGCUCUCCUCGUUGUCUCUGUUGGAACUAUCAUCCUUCUGGCGUUGACGGGAUUGCUGGUUUUUAUGCUUUUCUUUCUGGCAGCAACUAUCAAUGCAGUCAUUAUCUCUCUUGUCAUAUCUUUAGCAGCUGCAGGAGGUUUCUUAGCUAUUUUCUUUGCCUCUGUGACGACAAUUUACAUUGGAGCACUAUCUGUGGCUGCUUUUGCAAUUUCCACUGCAACAGUUUCAACAAUCAUAGCUGUUGUGAUUGCUACAGGUUGGAUUGGAUUCUUCUGGGCUCUGUGGUUGGCAACACUGAAAAGUCUGGGCGUUGCCAAACAUUCAUUGAACAUGACUGGUUCAGCACUUUUGGUAUAUUCUGCUGCUCGACAAGCUCACCACCAUAAUGAAGCAGAUAAGGUUGACUGAAGGAAAAUUGUAGCCAGAGUUGUUUGUAUGUUUGUCUUAUAUGCCUUGGUACUCCUAAAGGUGCAUACUUUGAAGCUCUUUGUGCAUGAAUGCCACCUCCUCCCCCUUUCCCGGGUUUGGUUGAUGGCUGCAAGAUAAGCUGACCUUGGACUCUCUUGAAACAGUAUUGGACACCUGCAUCUGUUUGGGUGGUUGACCAUUUGUCGAAGUGGUGCAAUCGCUGCUGCUCUUUUUUUUUUUCUUUUCUUUCUCACAAGCACAGCCCAAGCUCUUGGCCCUUCUCUUUUUGUGGAUGUAACUGGGACUUCUUUACUCAGUUCUGUUAGAUUGCAGGAAAAGUAUCUUUGAGAGGUGGUUGGAUUCUUGAAUGUGUUGGCAAGAGGCCUAAACAGUACUGCUCAAUCUUCUGCUUAUCUCUGUUUUUCCCAUUA
Molecule: messenger RNA, 1208 nt
Organism: Macadamia integrifolia
Lineage: Eukaryota; Viridiplantae; Streptophyta; Magnoliopsida; Proteales; Proteaceae
Exons: 4
Coding region: 67-777 (236 amino acids)
Source: RefSeq, a predicted model, not a curated record